CUACGGUAUAUGUUUAAAUUUGAAACUGUAGUCAGCCCAACCUUACAGCAACGAUACCGGCAGCGUCGCUGCGCAGCUCCGUUCUCCGUGUAUUUUUCUCCGGGCAGCCUGAGGUGUGGUGCAUCCUAUAUAUACGCUUAAUACGGUACUAGGAGUAGAAAAGCAUCUACGUAGAAACGGGCCCGGAGCCCAGAAAUGGAACGGGUCGCUGACGUCCCAGCACACGGCGAGUGCAAUCGGGACCCUUCUGACUUUGCUCUUACCAAUAAGAAUCUUGUUUGUUGCUACGUGUGCCGCCUAAUCAAGUCGCGCAACCAGGCUGAGCUGGAGGUUAGACAGGUCUUAGAUGCUGAGCACCGCAUCCUUGAAGAAGUCUUUCCGAGACACGUGCUGGAGGUGAUGACGUCAGACAAGCGCCGUACAUCGGCUUUUGGCGGCGGCGGCGGCGGAUGUCCCUCCCUGGUGCGCACUUCCUCCUUGUCAUCGACUUACACUGUCAGCGGCGGUGCCGCCGCCACCGCCGGCAGGCAGCUGUCGUGUGGCGGACGUGGCGUGGGCCAGCCGGCACCUGCGCUAGCCUGGCGUCGUAUAACCACAGCACCUGCACAGCCCAUGGAGUGUACGACAGUUGCGACGAUCGUACAAGCUUCGGCUGCUUCAGUCAUCAACUUCAUGCGAGCGGUGAUAACAUCGCAGAGCCUUGCGGCCUUGACAGCUGCGGCGCCGCCCCUGGUAGCUAUCAACGUUGCCAGCCGAAUGGAGUCCACGGGUGUACCUGGUGCCGUACACAUUUCUGCGGCCACGCGGGCCUUAUUGUGCGCCGCGGCCGACGGGUUUCUUUCCACGGGGGGAAUUCCCGUCGAGGGCAAGGGGUUCAUGCUCACGUACGUGUACGACCCGUGCGGCGUCGCUCCGCAGCGCUCUCAAACAAUCUCCCGAACUGGAUCAGCCGUGCCGGGUAUUGGUAGGGAAGGUCCCCAGGUCCCGGGGGGAGAAGCAUCUAGCGGUACACCGACAGAGGCGCCGCCUCCGUUGCCGCAAUAG
Messenger RNA from Volvox carteri f. nagariensis, 1044 nucleotides. RefSeq lists its product as uncharacterized. Gene Ontology annotation, biological process: intracellular signal transduction; receptor guanylyl cyclase signaling pathway; cGMP biosynthetic process. The record is from RefSeq and is a predicted model, not a curated record. Gene Ontology annotation, molecular function: guanylate cyclase activity; peptide receptor activity. The coding region runs from base 196 to 1044 and encodes 282 amino acids. Lineage: Eukaryota; Viridiplantae; Chlorophyta; Chlorophyceae; Chlamydomonadales; Volvocaceae. The transcript is spliced from 6 exons.